Messenger RNA from Gilbertella persicaria, 1314 nucleotides. RefSeq lists its product as uncharacterized. The transcript is spliced from 6 exons. The record is from RefSeq and is a predicted model, not a curated record. NCBI's taxonomy places the organism in Eukaryota, Fungi, Mucoromycota, Mucoromycetes, Mucorales, Choanephoraceae. The coding region runs from base 287 to 1018 and encodes 243 amino acids.
UGAUAGGCGAACAAUAGUGAUUGGUUGUUGCCCAUCUAAAUCAGACGUCAUGUCUUCUUCUGAAACCAUGUCUGAUGUUUUCAGUUGUGGUUUAAGUGCAGCAAGUGUAUUGCUUCUUUUAGGUCGACCUCUUCUAUUGUGUCUAGACAUUCAAGUGAAAAAACCAAAAUAAAAAGUUACUCCUCCCCCCUCCUUGUUUAUUUAUAACCAUGAGCGGACACUUAAAUAGUCAAAGAUCAUAAAGAGCUUCAUUUUUUUUCUUUUCUUUUUUUUCUUCUUCUUUACCAUGUCGAGUUCUUUUUGGGGUAUCUGCUUAAGUCCUGGCGAAAGUUAUCCUGUUCGUGUUUCGGGUAUACUUCAGAUCAAUCAAGCUUCCUUACCAAAUAAUGCGCGUGAAGGAAAGACAGUACUUAAAGUGCUUUUGAAUGGAAAUACGUUUGUGCUAUGUACAUUAGCAAAAGACAAGGUAGAACACCAAAAACUAUCUCAUAUCUUUAUACGUGAAGACAGAGCAACACUUCAAGUAGACGGGACAAACUCUCUUGAUUUAAUGGGCUAUGUUGAACUUGUUGAAAGAGAUGAUACAGAAGAAGAAGAUGAUGAUGAUGACGAAGAGGCAGACACAGUAACAGGACAACCCACUUAUAUGAACUAUUUAAGUGAUCUAUUGGGUCCUGAUUUAGAUGAUGAAGAUGAUGAUGAUUAUGAAGAAGAUAUGGAUAUGUCUCAAGACGAUUAUGGUACAUUGGCCUUUAGAGAUCCUUCUGAUAAUGCAUUCUUGGGUGGUUUUGAAUUAAGACAUUUUAACUUAAUGCCUAAUCUCCCUGGAUUUGAAAAAGAAGAUUUACGUGAACAAGAACAAGAUGUGGAAGAGUCACUUUUAAACGAUAAUAUUGCCCGGGGAUUAGUGAACGCACUCUUAAACAGUGGUGAUCAAGAACAAAUAAAGAAGGGAAAAGAGCUUGCCAAGAAACUAAAGAAACAAUUACAAAAGAGAAAGAGAAAACAAACUUUGUAAAUAAAAAGAAAUUAGAAAAGUUGAGCAUGAGCAAAACAGCGACUGCCCAUAUAACCAACAAAGCCAAUAUACUGCAGAUCUAGAUUAUCUGAUCCUAAUAGUUUGAUAAGCACAUAUUUAGCUGAUCUUUCUUUCAUGUCUAUCACAGAUAAAUUUUGUGAAGAAGCAGUAAACCAAGCUACUGGAUCAGCACUGGUUAAGUGUGCGUUAUUUUGGGUAUAUCUUGUAAAGUUGUCUUGUGUAAAUAAGUCAAAGGGGCGAGUCACUAUGUUUCCUUAUGAGAUACGCGUUGUUUG